AUGGCCCUGCGCUCGUCUGCCGACCAGGCCGAACGCGCCGCCGACGGCUUCAGCUCCUUUCGUGCCCCUCUUCCCGAACAUGCCACCGAGAUCACCGGUCUGAUCUCUGACUUUUACGCUAUCAGUUCGUCCCUAUCGAGCCUGGAUGACCUCUCCAAAGAUCCUCGUUAUCGCCGUAGUUGGGCGCUUGUCCACCCCGAUGUGGAAUUGCUGCGCUCGAGUCUGAAGUACACCAUCGAAGAUAUACUGGACUUUUUCAACCGGUUAGACGGCGGUCAUGCCUCGUCAGAUACGUACCAACGAACAUGGUUGUCGAUAGAACGGUUCUUCUGGAACGAGGCCCAGUACUCGCUGGGUACUCGCUUGGCCAAGUAUAAGAGCUUUCUCAGGGAGCUCGUCGACGCGGUGAGAGACCCCCGCCAUGAAUCUCCGCUCCUCGCAGUUUCCCGCAGUAACACGAAAGUGUUACUCGUGGAGCAAGAGAAGCGCCUCGCACCGCGACUCGCUCGCCUCUCGCUGGGUCGUAAGCCACCAUCUACCGGAAGUACCAGCACGGAUCAGCCUAGUCCUCGAAAGGAACGUCGACCACCGCUUCGACAACGAUCGUACGAGAGAAGCCGUCCACCACAUGUAUCCCCUCAGUCCCCGACAUCACCAUCCUCGGCAUCUUUCUCCGAUUUCCCUCCUUCUGUCCCGGAGGUGCCGAGCUCGCCUCUGGGAUCUGCUUCGGCAACGGGUACUAGUCAAUCCACUCAUUCGGAUGUAAUUGAAUACCAUUGGGUUAAAGAAGUCUUUUCGACCUAUGACACCGAGACACCAAUCCCCCCAGGACGAGAAAGAGCCGGCUGCUUUGGCGACGCACACGCUGGGAUCAAACCGUGGCUUCGAGAGCAAGGUUUCGACUUGCUCCUUGAAUUAGCCUUUAAUGACGACUCGAAUAUGACUGUAUUCUUCUACCUGCGAGAACGAGACCAUCGCGUGCGUAUUGUCUGCAAGGUCCCGCAUAGGUCCCGACCGAGCGAUUACUAUUGUUUGCCGUUGAAUCUAUUGGAAGUCAUUCGGGAAGGGUCCUGCCUCCAGCUGUGCCGCAGACGUCAUGGCGGCAGUGAGCUUGUCUUGUGGGCAAGCAUUCAAUUUACAACCAUGGAGAGCAUGGUUGCGUUCUACGUAGCGUUUUUGGCCCUCCGUUCUCAAGACGCUGGUCAUCCCGUCGAGGAUAUCCGUGACUAUGAGUUGGAAGGUGAACGACAAAUAUAUGGCGGUCAAAUUAUCGACGACGAUUAUGCUCAUGCUCUUCGUGUUUACCGUGACAAGACAACCAAAUCUGUCAGGCUACAGGCCUCUGUCCACAAAGGGGAUAUGGACCACACCCCCGUCUGGACUGCUUUUAUCACCUCCCACCUUAGCCGACGCAGCUGGCUGCGUGUCGUCGACCAUCGAACCGUCAUCAUUCGUAAUCUGAAGCCUAUCGUUCUGAUACCAGCUGAUGACUAUACACCCCCGCUGAACGAUCGCAAUGAAUAUGAGCUGACAUUUGCAACCACCGAGGAUGCUGAUUCCUUCUUGGACCAAAUGGAAGCCCUGGCGGCCAAAUAUUAG
Molecule: messenger RNA, 1599 nt
Organism: Penicillium cataractarum
Lineage: Eukaryota; Fungi; Ascomycota; Eurotiomycetes; Eurotiales; Aspergillaceae
Exons: 8
Coding region: 1-1599 (532 amino acids)
Source: RefSeq, a predicted model, not a curated record